Truncatella angustata is the source of this 2739-nucleotide messenger RNA. RefSeq names its product autophagy-related protein 13-domain-containing protein. Gene Ontology annotation, biological process: autophagosome assembly; piecemeal microautophagy of the nucleus; protein localization to phagophore assembly site. The transcript is spliced from 3 exons. NCBI's taxonomy places the organism in Eukaryota, Fungi, Ascomycota, Sordariomycetes, Amphisphaeriales, Sporocadaceae. The coding region runs from base 1 to 2739 and encodes 912 amino acids. The record is from RefSeq and is a predicted model, not a curated record. Gene Ontology annotation, cellular component: Atg1/ULK1 kinase complex; cytosol; extrinsic component of membrane.
AUGAGAACCAACAACCCCAGGGAAACCACACGCCCCGGUGGCCACUCGAGGGCAGGGUCGGAGGCAACAGCCCAGGAGUCAUCGGUUCCGAUAAGAGCUAGAGAAGAAGGGGCCGAUGCUGGUCCAAGCAGAGACUCAGUCAAGAAGUUGGACCAGAUCAUACAGAAUAUCUUCGCCAAGACCGGUACUUUGAUUCUGCAAGAGCGAAUGAAGGUGACACCAGUAUUGGUUGCUGGAACCAGAGAAAAGAAGAUCAGUAAAUGGUUCCAAUUAGACACCGAUGAGAUCGAAGAUUUCCGAGACGAGUUCCGGACAUGGAAGCAUUGCGGUGGUUUCGAGAACAGACCUCCUCCAAUCAUUAUUGAAACAUACCUCGACACAUCUCGAUUAAAAAGCGGACAAAGUCUAAUAAUAUUAGAUGAAAAUGGCAAAAGGUGGGAUGUCGUCGAGGCAAUGAAUUCAUCGGAUCUGUCGAGCGACAGCAGCAGCUCUGGCGGUCGCUCCUCCAAGAAGCCUAACACUCACUUGGUACUAGAAAGAUGGCGGGUCGAGCUCAAGGGAUCAAGUCCUAAUGACCCUGAAGAGUUUGGCCCACUAUUGCCGACCGUGUACAAGAAGGCCAUUAUCUUCAUCCGGUCCAUAUAUACGACGACUGGUAUACUGCCAACUUGGAAACUUGCCAGGAACUCGAAAACCAAAGGCUCACACCCUGCUCUGCAAAUCAAGUGCCGUGUCUUGUCGGCUGAGAGUCGUCCUUCGGGAUUCGAUGCAUUGCGCAGCCCUCUGUACGAGGGCAGAGGCGAUGUCUCAACCGAUUAUAUGUUCGGUCUGCUCGAGGUUCCAGUUGGCCGGUUUUACGCAUCUGUGUCCUAUCGAAAUAACUGCAAUUUUCAAGUGGUCGAAACUGAAUCGCUACUGAGUUCGCGGAUUGGACUGGCUAUUUCAGAUGACCUAUUCAAACCAUCAUUACCACAUCGUGGUGACAGUCGGCGUGACACCGCGGUAGAAAUUGGGUCGUUACCUUACCAUCGCCACGAGAUAGACAUAACUGAGAACCAACAGAGAUACGGAAGUCUCUCGACAUUUCACGGCGCGGGUCCUCACGGAACAAGUCCUAUAUCCGCUCUUAGAGCUAUCAAAUCGCCAGGUUCUGACACAACGUCACCUCCGCAGUCCCAGCCAGCAAGCGUUGAUGCACCCCCUCAUUCGCUCCCAAUUGCUGCUCCAGCAAGACCCCCCAUCAGACCAGAUGGGCGUGAUAGACGCCCGUCCGUGUCUUUUCAGCCGUUCAAGCAAGGGUCAUUGUCUCAGUCUCCGGUACCGCGGAUGCAAGAUUUCGAAAGGCCUGCCUCACCACAUUCACUAACCCGUGGCCCGGGAUUAAAUCAGCUCACACACGUCAGAAACCGGUCUUCUCUAACUGCUGGUAUGCCUGCCUCUUUACGUGGCGGCCCUCCACCCGCGGCUGCAGACAGCCCACUCGUUGGCUCACCUAAGCCUGGAUCCACGAAUCGGUUCAGUAGUAGCUUCACUCACCGCCGCAGCAGAGCAUCCUUUGGAGGUGCAAGCCGAGCCGGCGACGACGACCAAACGAGUAGUGGGAAGCAGAGCCUCGCCUCGUCUCUUGCGCAACCGGGCUCUGGCCUGCUGAACGAGGCCGGUGCAGGUGGUAGUUCAAGUUCUUUCCAGACAGACGACGACAACAUUCAAGAAUUCCUGAAGGCUCUGGAAAGCAAAAAGACUCUGCAGAGCUUCGAGCCGUCUAAGAGAGGCGAGGCGACUCGCAAGACUAAUGCCCAGCUGUCAAAAUUUCAUUUGAUGCGUGAGUCCAAUAAUGCUCUUACAGAUUCACUGAACUCGUCGAUGCAACUACACCGAUCAUCAAGCUCGUCCAGUAGGCAACUUGCCAAUGUGCCGGGCAUGUCGGUCUCGUCGUCCCCUGGCAAACCGCUUUCUCCCCACACGCCACAUACGCCGGCUGUACCGUCUCGCCUAAGCGAGAAUUCAAGUGUUGACUACGCUGCGCCCGCCCGAUCAGCGGCACGAGCCCGGACGGGUCGCUCAGUUGAGGCACCAACUAGUGUUCCUCCAACGUUGGAGGGUACCACUGCUAUUGAUAUUCCGUUGUCACCGAGACCAUAUCAACACGUGCGACGGUCAAGCUCAGCUGCGCAACCGCGUGUCCUAGCAGAUGACGAUGAUGCCCAUCGGAGUCUUAGUUUAGGUGCCGAUGAUCGCGAGCCACCGAGCCUCAGCGCACUGCUAGGACGACACGAAGCUCUUGAAGAUGCUGACGAGGCCGCGGACUCGCCUAUCCUGCAAGCUCCCGCUGACAUCAGAAGUGACGAAUCUGCAGAAAUGCUGAGGCAAGCUUCUUCGUCUGCCGAACGAGAAACUAGACCUCCUGGCGGUCUCUAUGGGGGCCUGUCGAGCUCGCCUUACAAACGUUACGGUGUCGGAAGCGGUCGUGGGUCGAGUACACCGCAGUCCGGAAACAGCAGCUUGACUGGCCCGAGUACCAGAUAUGGAAGAAGCUACCCCCGGGGCGGGGCGGCUGGUCUAGGGGUGACUGGGGGCCCUUCUGAAGAGCCUGAGGAAGAGCUCCUCUUCGACAUGUCUGAGCUCGGGCACGCCUUGAAUCGCCGAAGUAUCGAAGAAGGCAGAGGGGGUGGCAGUGUUGGGUCUGCCCCCGACCGUGGAGGUUAUGAUUCGUCUCGUGGAGCAAGUCGCCGGUGGUAG